This is a messenger RNA of Pestalotiopsis fici W106-1, 504 nucleotides long. RefSeq lists its product as uncharacterized. The record is from RefSeq and is a predicted model, not a curated record. Bases 1 to 504 code for a protein of 167 amino acids. NCBI's taxonomy places the organism in Eukaryota, Fungi, Ascomycota, Sordariomycetes, Amphisphaeriales, Sporocadaceae. The transcript has a single exon.
AUGAGCAAGCUCGUGCCCAUCACUGGAUCUCAGGCACGCGAUGAACGGCUUGAUCUCGAACAAGCCUUUCCAGAGAUUGGCACCGUGAUCGCCGAGGCCGGCGGAUACCGGUCCUUUCCAUCCGACUCCGUCAUCCCCUCGGACCCGCUCCGGGACUUUCUCAAGCGGCGCCUCCCGUGCUCCAUGACAUACACCAAGAGCGAGAUGCGGCGCCGCACCGACGAGUACCUUGCGCAGCAGCCGCCGGCCGAGGUCGCGCCCGUCGUCGAUCGCCUGGCACGAUUCCUUGUCGCCUUCCUCGGAGGAAGCUCGCUGGUUGUGCCCAUGCUGGUCAUGCGCCUGCCCGAAGUGUCGCUGGCCAAGAGCUUAAUUACUGUUUCGGUCGCCGUUUUACUCUUUGCCAUUGCCUUGUCGAUCCUGUUCCGGGCGUCAAAUACCGAUACCAUGGCUGCUACGGCGACGUAUGCUGCAGUACUAGUUGUGUUUGUGGGAACCAGCUCUUGA